Messenger RNA from Rhipicephalus microplus (southern cattle tick), 5273 nucleotides. Its product is annotated as cysteine/serine-rich nuclear protein 3. NCBI's taxonomy places the organism in Eukaryota, Metazoa, Arthropoda, Arachnida, Ixodida, Ixodidae. The record is from RefSeq and is a predicted model, not a curated record. Gene Ontology annotation, cellular component: nucleus. Gene Ontology annotation, biological process: regulation of transcription by RNA polymerase II. Gene Ontology annotation, molecular function: DNA-binding transcription factor activity, RNA polymerase II-specific; sequence-specific DNA binding.
CAAAGGCUAUGUUUUUGCACCUUGCACGCGCUGUAGGUUGUCCGAGUGUCCGAGUUGCAAAGUACAUUUCAUGGCCGCAUGUGUUGCAUUGGCGCUACCAUACUUGGUAAAUCUAGGGAGAGGUGACAGUGGCUUCUUCUAACGCGUAGCAGCAUUUAUGUCAUUUAGGUGUGUGUUUUUCGGUACCAAGUACGGUCGCCAUUCAUUACUGUGGCAGCUUAAACCCGUGAGGUGUUCGUCGUGACCCAUUUAUGAGUCUGAUUGCAAGCUUUUAGUUUCUCCUGGUCUUGCACAUCGAGGCCACAACAAAGGUGCUCGAGAGCACGGAUAUGUUCGUUUACUAGAAAGGUGGGCCCAUAUGUCUGACGCAACCCUGGGUCUAGAUUUUGGCAAGCCUCAAGCCCCUCCCUCCAUGAAUGGGGGGGGCAACCCUGACAACGGUGGAGGCCACCAGUCUCGGCCUGGGGCAGAGCGCGAGGAUGGACCACCACCGAAUAAGCGCAGCAAGCUCCGGAAAACAGUUGGCUUUGACAGCGUCACUGUUUACUACUUUCAGCGUACGCAAGGCUUCACGUGCGUCCCAAGUCAGGGUGGAUCUACGCUCGGAAUGGGCCCCAUGCACGUGGAGGAGCGCACGUUCAGCUUGCGGCAGCAUGCGGACGAGAGGCGCCGGCUGCGCUUUGCUGAUGUCGACUGUAGCAACACCUCAUCGUCCAGCUCGCUGUCUCCAGAUGACACCGCCGGGCCUUCUUCUUCAGCCGGAGAUGGUAGCAGGGUAUACCAGGGUGGCAGUUCCAGGCUGGGAACUGGUGAGGACACUGCCGAGGAGGAAGAUGUGGACGACAGGGAGACGUUGAGCUAUUUGCAGCCUGUACCAACCCGUCAGCGCCGGGCGCUGCUGCGUGCCAGUGGGGUGCGCAAGAUCGACGCGCUUGAGAAGGAGGAGUGCCGUAUCAUUCGAGCAUCACGGGAGUUUUGUGGCUGUGCCUGCAAGGGUUGCUGCUUGCCGGACACCUGCUUCUGCUCCCGUUCGGGCAUUUCCUGUCAGGUGGACCGGCUUUCGUUUCCAUGUGGCUGCACCCAGGAGGGCUGUGGCAACACAUCAGGCCGUACAGAGUUCAACCCAGUGCGAGUGCGUACUCAUUUCCUGCACACACUCAUGCGACUUGAAUUUGAAAAGCAGCUGCCACCGGGCACCCUGGGUCCUUUCCAUUGUGUUGACCCCCCCCAGCUCAUCUACUACAACGCAGCUGCAGCAGCGAAUGGGGCUGGACAGUGCCAGUACAGCUCGGAAGAGGAAGACGAAGAUGAAAGCUCUUACUCUGAGAAUUCCGAGUACACAUCUCAAGAGGAGGACGGCAGUGGUGAUGGUGCUGAAUUGGCAGCUGAUGGCAGGCCAAGCUCUCCGCACCUGGACUACAUGGACCUCAGUUGUGCAGUGGCCAGGGGAGGUGGGAGCCCUGCACUGGCAUCGCGUGGCAUUAUCCCCGUGGACCCUGUGUUUGUGGGCUGCGGAGACUGUGCCACUGACGGACUUCUGGUGUCCCCGUUGGAAGGGUCUCAGGUGGCCUCUUCCCCAUCGACGACCGAGGAGGGUGAGGGAUCUUCAUCAACGGCCACUACAGAUAGCACGUUUAGCGACAUAAUUAAGGCGUCGCUGGAGGAGACGGCCACCUUGUGAAAGUCUUGUACAUUGUGGAUGGGAAGAAAAAAGAAAAGUAUACCUUAGGCCUCGAAAAGUCGAACUUGCGUCCAUCAGUAUCAGUGAUAAAACGCUCGGUCAUACGUGAAGCCACUUUAACAAAGCAGCUCUGAAUAAUUUUUUUUUUCUCGUUCAAAAGUGCACAUAUCAUAAGAAUUGGUUGAAGCACCAAAGCCAGUUGUCGCUCGCUGCCAUAGUCAAGUGUGUGGCUGCUCUGUGAUUAGACUGCAACAUUACUGCUUCAGUAUGUUGUGGCUCAAACUACGUGCAGUUGAAAAUGAGCAGCACUCUGUGUGUGCUGCUCAUCCUUCUUUUGCCGCCACCAAUGCUGUCUUGGUGCAUGUGUAAAUGGCAGCUACUGCCAAUGCUGCGGCUACUAAUGGCUGCUGCUAUGCACAUCUAAGCACAAAGGAGGUGUGCAUGGGAGGAUGAUGCCUGCUUCUGGGAUUAUGAGGGCACAUGUCGUACGGUAAUGUGGGUUAAAUCAGGGAACCAAAAGCUGUGUGUUUGCUGGUCGUGUUCAGUUGUAAAAAUGCUUGAGAAGGCAUAUGCGUGCGUGUUGGAGCUUACCAAUUCGAGCAGAGAAAUCACAGGCAACCCAUUCAGCCUUCUUGCAGUUGUGUGUCUUCUUUAUGUAUGACAUCACCGAGGUUUAACUGUUGGAAUAAUGCCUCACAUAUAUGUUGUCAAAGCUUCGUUCAAAAAAACAAACAAAAGAUCUUUAAAAGUUUAAGAUACAUACCCGUGUCAAUGUGGCGCUCUAUAUGGUCAUGCUCAACAAUGCUUAAAUGCCAAGUGUGCCAGUUGGAUUAUAUAGCUUGUGGCAUUGUGAAAACUGCGAUGUUCUUUAGGGCUCGUUUUUUAUUACUGUAAGUGCAAUGACAAGUAGCGCACUCUUGUUUAAGGGGGACAAGUAGAGCACUCUUGUUUAAGGGGAUACUCUUCAGGGGAUUUACAGUUGAUGAUCGUGCACGAGAAAUUCUUUUUGAGCGUUGCUUGUGUGACGUGCAUAGCUUUACAUGGAUAAGUAGUAAUCCAGAGAAAGAACAAGUUUGUAGUGGCCACAUUCUCUUUUUGCCUUUCUCCUUGUUUUGCCAUCUUUUAUCGUGUUUUACCUUUUUACUUUGACUUCAAAUCGCAAAGCAAGUGAUGAUUUAAUGGUGUGCUUCGUUAUAUGUAGAGAUUUUUCCACUGGUCUUUUUAUGUUCUACUUUUUUUAUGCAAAUUUUGCGAUCAGAAAGCUGCUAAUGUGAUUCAUGAUGUGCUUUACCACACGUAAUGACAUCAUUACUGGAAAGUUGCCUCGUCUUUAAUUUCGUUCUACCUGUUUAUCGUGUUUUAGCAACUGUCUUUUUAUCUUCUACUUUUUUAUGCAAAUUUUGCAAUCAGAAAGCUGCUGUUGUGAUUCAUGAUGUGCUUUGCUACAUGUAAUGACAUCAUUACUGGAAAAUUGCCUCGUUUUUUAUCUCGUUCUACCUGUUUAUUGUGUUUUAGCAACUGUCUUUUUAUCUUGUUCUACUUUUUUAUGCAAAUUUUGCGAUCAGAAAGCUGCUGAUGUGAUUCAUGAUGUACUUUACCACAUGUAAUGACAUUAUUACUGGAAAAUUGCCGCGUCUUUUAUCUCGUUCUACCUGUUUAUCCUGUUUUUGCAAUCGCAAAGCAAGUGAUGUUUUUGUCGAUGGGCUCUGUUACAUGUCAUGACAAUAUUACACUGGUGCAUCACUACCCAUGGGUCAAAAAAGCCUAUUAGCUCACAGCAAGUACUAUGACUGCAGUGUUUGGCUGUGCAGUGGGGGCCAGUGCUGGUUACCAUAACUACUAAUUGCAGCACACUGCUGAGAUGUGCUCAAGUUUCAUUGUGUGUGUCACAGUCGUGAGCUACAAUCGGUAUCUAAGCAUAACUAACUAGCCAUCAGCUUUGCUUACCAUAAUAUUAUGUAUUUGUCAAAUGAGUGCUGCCAACUAGGGUCCAAUCUGAGUUCUUAAAUCUAGAAGCUUCCUUGUUGCUUCUUUUGAAAGACAUCCACAUUGAAAUGUAGCUUUAACGAACAUUCAAAGUUAACAAUGCAAGGACCGGUUAAAAACGAUUGAGGGCAACCUAAAGAUGAUUCUCUGUGUUGCUGCCGUCACACUAUUUUGCCAGGUUCGGCUCUUCAGGGACAUCUUGAUUCUCACUAAGCGCUGUCAACAAGCAAGGGAGUGCAGGCAAAAAGGUUAAAAAAGGGUUUAGGUCCAACUUGCAUGGCAAAGACACUGAAGCAAUACAGCAGAAGUUAGAUGCAUGGAGUGCGCAUAUGAAUGAAUCGGUGUAUUUUUUUCAAAGAGCGCUACCUCAAUAGGGUGUGGUUCUUCACUUGAGCCGAACCGUCCUUCCGGAAUGGUUGACAAUGUAUUUCAGAUGUCCAUUUACGCCGUGUAUAAUUUUAGCCUUUUGAUACUUGAGGAUUUGCCAUUCAAAAGAAACAAUAGGUCACUUGUGCACGUAAACGAGGUAGUGCAUUCUCUUGAUGUGGCUUUCCAUUCAUUACAAUUUAUUGACAUCUAUCAGUACCAUUUUGUGAUAUACAGUUACACAAAAGCAUAUAUUAAUAUAUAGAUGUCUCAUCACUGCUGUUUGGGCUCCUUGUUUUGUGUGCAAUAACUGGAUGGAGCCCUUCCUUUUGAGGGCACAGUGUCAAUUCAUUAGUCUUUGUAGCAUACCUUGAGUAAAGCGUAUAUUGGGCGAUGCAGGAAAGCCAACUAAAGGAUUCCAUAGACGCAGAAGCCUAGCCAUGUGCAUACAGGCGUCAAACUUAUUCACUGAAGGUUAUGCCAUUCAAUUUAGCUGGAACACGCUUCUACUCGGGUUUUUAUCCUGUUAAUUUUUUUCUCAAAAAGUAAAAAAAAAUGCCUUUUUUUGCCAGAAUUUGCAGCUCGGUAAGCUUUAUUGUUAAUCAAACUUUAUAUAUAUAUAUAUAUAUAUAUAUAUAUAUAUAUAUAUAUAGACUAGGCAAUUGUUAAAAAUUAUGAGCCUUAGUGUGUUCUCACAAGGUUUGACUAAAGUAGUAAGGCUUAACCAUUUGAAACCCCAAGGUUAUAGGGGGGAAGAGUCUGGUUGGCAGCACUCGGUGAAUGGCCUAUGCUUGCCUACUCUUUUUCAUAAAAUUAUUUUCCAUUUUCUUCUGCUGUGUGUUCCAUCAUCCUGCUGUAUUCUGCCAUGUGGAAAGCUGUUUUGUGACUUGAGUGGAAAACUGUUGGUACUUUAGCAAGACUGUGAUGAUGGGGGCCCUUUGUGUUACACUUAGUUACGAGCCUGUGGUUCAGAGCCAUUUGAUGCUAUCUUAUGCUGCCUUUUGACCAAUACCCUCUUUUACCCACCUUGUGCUCACAAAAGGUCCCAACGUUAGUACGGACAUUUGUUUCCUAUUCAGCACUCUGUGGUUUUACCCCCCCCCCCCCCAUAAUGUCUCUGAAGGACUUGGAGAUUGAUUAUUUUCAAUAUAUGUACGAGCUGAUUUAGUUCAGUGUCCCAAGUGCAGGGAUGCUGCUUUUGUAUAUUUCAUUUCAUUAAAAAUUACUGAAGAGUUCUGCA